CACUUCAGAUCUUGUUAUUAGAGUUUACAUUAUUGAGGGCAGUAUGCCUGUUCGGUAACCCAUAUCAGACAGUGUCAAAUAGAGCUCCGAUGGUGUUUUUCAUUUUAUGGUCACUGGCCGUACCUGGAUUGACCGCAUCGUUCAGUGUUCUACUUCUUGUUCUAAUUGAUCUCACAAAGAUGUCCGUCGGACCACCAUUGUUUCAACACUUACCAGUUUUGUUUGGAAUCACAGCAUUUCAUUUUGCAAUGAUAUUUUCGCUCGACCUGUCCUGUGUGUUUGACACACUUGUCUGCAAACAUAUGAUGUUUGUUUGUGACCUGUUGUAUAUACUGUAUGGUCUGUUUCUGGCUAUUGGUUACGGGUACACUGCAAGGUUCCUGUAUAAGAACAUUUCUAUACACAGGAUUCAGAGAAAAGAAUCUAGAGGAGUGAUGAGGAAUGGUCAUUAUCGGAAGACUAUGAUGGUGGUGAAGGUUUGCAUCGCAGCGUCCAUUGUCUCCCUGUCCAUAGCGGCUACACAUGUCUACUCAGCGUCAAGCACGCUUGGUGUCUACAGUGACGUUCAAUUCGUCGACGCCUGGCAAUGGUGGAUAGUACAGACAGCCUAUAGGGUGGAAGAAGUGGCAUCUGCCGUUAUCAUUGUGUUAAUGGCAUUUAGAAAUACAUUUUGUCGUAAAAAUUCCAGAACGAGGCUAUCGUCUGCGGAGAUUACUGCUUCAACAAGAGAACGCAUUAAGCCUCAACAUCGGGUUGACGUUCAACAUGAGGAAACAAACAUUCGAUGAAGUUCGAUGAAGAAUUUAACCUUUUAAAUUGGGUUUCUGGACAUUGACAUUCAAAACCUCAUAACUCAGCCGUUAACUUGCUGGAGGUUUGCUCAAAUACUUAUUAUUUUGUUGUGUUUGUUUUAGCGACAAUAAAUAAAAGUGGUGACAUGAUUCUUCUCAAUAAUUCAAGACAGAUUGUAACAAUGGUAUUAACAUAUCAUGAAACAGUAGUUUCCUUCCGCUAUCCAAGUCAACUUCAUUAUUCAUCUUACUAUCAUGAUAGGGUUAUGCCAUUUUCUUUGUCGCUCGCCAAAUUUUUCCUCAUCAAUUGUGUUCACCCGUUAGAAAAG
Mya arenaria is the source of this 1120-nucleotide messenger RNA. RefSeq lists its product as uncharacterized. The coding region runs from base 90 to 788 and encodes 232 amino acids. The record is from RefSeq and is a predicted model, not a curated record. The transcript is spliced from 2 exons. NCBI's taxonomy places the organism in Eukaryota, Metazoa, Mollusca, Bivalvia, Myida, Myidae.